AUGGACUCGUAUACUACCCCCGAAGAACCUAUCCUUACCCAAAAUGAGCAGCAGAUGCUCUCAAAACGCAUGGAGCAGAAGCAGAUGAAGGAGGUCAUGAACGCGUACUCAAACGUGGUCCAGCGUUGCUUCGAGGACUGCAUCUUCGAUUUCACAACUAAAUCGUUGACCCCAAGAGAGGUCGGCUGUACCAAUCGCUGCUUCGACAAGUUCGUCAAGGCAUCUGAGCGAGUGACUCUUCGUUUCCAAGAGCAGAAUGCUGCUAUGGCCCAGUCCGGCACGAUUCCCGGAAGGGGCUAA
Messenger RNA from Trichophyton rubrum CBS 118892, 300 nucleotides. RefSeq lists its product as uncharacterized. The transcript is spliced from 3 exons. Bases 1 to 300 code for a protein of 99 amino acids. NCBI's taxonomy places the organism in Eukaryota, Fungi, Ascomycota, Eurotiomycetes, Onygenales, Arthrodermataceae. The record is from RefSeq and is a predicted model, not a curated record.